GCCUCCAUAGUAAGCUCAGUUCGGCAAAUUUACUGUCUUCUCCUUCGCUUUCUUUCUCCGUGGAUUCGCUGUGUCUCACAAAAGAAUCCAUGGCAGCAAUGGCAGAAGCUCCUGCGGUGGCUCUGAACGGAGGCAAGUUAGAGACGACGUCGCAGGCGUACCUGGAAGGCAAGGCUGUGAAGGAGACCAGAGCUUUGAUUUCUGAACUCUGUCGCCACUUCUACAAUCUGGGAUGGGUCUCUGGCACCGGUGGCAGCAUCACUGUCAAGGUCCACGAUGAUUCUGUUCCUAAAUCUCAGCAGCUUAUAAUCAUGUCCCCUUCAGGUGUCCAGAAGGAAAGAAUGGAACCAGAGGAUAUGUACGUGUUGUCCCAGGAUGGAUCGGUCUUGUCUGCACCUUCUCCUAAGCCUUACCCUCAUAAACCUCCGAAAUGUUCUGACUGUGGUCCACUCUUCAUGAAGGCAUACCAAAUGCGUGAUGCUGGGGCUGUCAUUCAUAGUCAUGGGAUAGAAUCUUGUCUUGUAACAAUGAUCAAUCCCCUAUCAAAAGAAUUUCGAAUCACUCACAUGGAAAUGAUAAAAGGAAUCAAGGGGCAUGGCUAUUAUGAUGAACUUGUGAUCCCGAUUAUAGAGAACACAGCCUAUGAAUAUGAGCUUACAGAAUCUCUUGCGAAAGCUAUUGAAGCCUACCCAAAAACCACAGCUGUGCUUGUUCGUAACCAUGGGAUAUAUGUUUGGGGAGACUCGUGGAUCAAUGCUAAAACUCAGUCUGAGUGUUACCAUUACCUCUUUGAUGCUGCUCUCAAGCUUCACCAGAUGGGAUUGGACUGGUCUACUCCAGAUCAUGGUCCAAUCCAAAGUGUUAGAAGUGAUCGAAGGAUUUAUUCAGAGUCAGAUGUGUCAGUUAAGGCAAGGAAAGCUAAUGGGGAAUUUAAUUUGCUCCCACGUUGCAUUGUUCUUGACAUUGAAGGGACUACUACUCCCAUAUCAUUUGUUUCUGAGGUUCUCUUCCCUUAUGCCCGUGACAAUGUUAGGAGGCAUCUAUCUGCUACAUAUGAUGCCCCCGAGACCCAAGAUGAUAUUAAAUUACUUCGGUCCCAGGUUCAAAGUGACCUGGAACAAGGGGUUGCGGGUGCUGUCCCUAUCCCACCUGAUGAUGCUGGGAAGGAGGAGGUAAUUACUGCUUUGGUCGCAAAUGUAGAAGCUAUGAUUAAAGCUGAUAGAAAGAUCACUGCCUUGAAAGAGUUGCAGGGUCAUAUAUGGCGAACUGGUUAUGAGAAUAAUGAAUUGAAGGGAAUCGUUUUUGAUGAUGUACCAAAAGCUUUGGAAAAGUGGCAUGACUUGGGCAUAAAGGUAUACAUAUAUUCUAGUGGUAGCAGGUUGGCACAAAGGCUUAUAUUUGGAAACACAAACUUUGGGGACCUAAGAAAAUAUUUAUCUGGAUUUUUUGACACCACAGUGGGGAACAAAAGAGAGGCAUGCAGUUACUCUGAAAUCUCUGCAUCUCUUGGUGUUGAUAAACCAUCCGAUAUUUUGUUUGUGACUGACGUUUAUCAAGAAGCUACGGCUGCAAAGGCAGCAGGUUUGGAGGUGAUAAUUUCUAUUCGGCCUGGAAAUGGAUCUCUUCCUGAAAAUCAUGGAUUCAAGACUAUCAACUCCUUCUUGGAGAUCUGAGAGGAAUCGCAAUGCAACAUUAUGGAUGUGGGUAUUGUAAUUUUGACACCUUUAAGGGAAAUGUUGUUGUGAGAUAUUUGCUUAAAUGGAUGGUUUUCGUAGCUGACCUCGUCUUUAUGAUACUGUUGUAAAAUCCAAGUUGGCUAAGGAAAUAAAUGAUCAGAAUUGUCAGUUUCACAAUUCUUUCAUGCCA
Messenger RNA from Neltuma alba, 1866 nucleotides. Its product is annotated as probable bifunctional methylthioribulose-1-phosphate dehydratase/enolase-phosphatase E1. The record is from RefSeq and is a predicted model, not a curated record. The transcript is spliced from 12 exons. Bases 90 to 1673 code for a protein of 527 amino acids. Gene Ontology annotation, cellular component: cytoplasm. Gene Ontology annotation, molecular function: acireductone synthase activity; magnesium ion binding. Lineage: Eukaryota; Viridiplantae; Streptophyta; Magnoliopsida; Fabales; Fabaceae.